GUGUUUGCGGCCUGUGCGAGUAGGCGCUUUGGGAGCAGUCUCCCGGCGAGCGGCGCGCAGAAGCCUCGAACCGGUAGAGCCCACUCGUAACCUGGAGCCCGGAAGGCCUUGAAGACAGUACCGUUUCCUCAGCGGCGGGAGUCUAUCCUGAACUUAGAUCGUGUACAUUUUGGGAACUUAUUUUAGAAAAGAUCUAAGUUUUAAAAAUUCUCAAUGGACAGACAGAGAAAAGAGGGUCUUUGCCAACUCCUUUGGACCGCUGCAGUAAGAAUGUCUUUCCCCCCUCAUUUGAAUCGCCCUCCCAUGGGAAUCCCGGCACUCCCACCAGGGAUCCCACCCCCACAGUUUCCUGGCUUCCCUCCACCUGUACCUCCAGGGACCCCAAUGAUUCCUGUACCAAUGAGCAUUAUGGCUCCUGCUCCAACUGUCUUAGUACCCACUGUGUCUAUGGUGGGAAAGCAUUUGGGAGCAAGAAAGGAUCAUCCGGGCUUAAAGACUAAAGAAAAUGAUGAAAAUUGUGGUCCCACUACUACAGUUUUUGUUGGCAACAUUUCCGAGAAGGCCUCAGACAUGCUUAUAAGACAGCUCCUUGCUAAAUGUGGCUUGGUUUUGAGCUGGAAGAGAGUACAAGGUGCAUCUGGAAAACUUCAAGCUUUUGGAUUCUGUGAGUAUAAGGAGCCUGAAUCUACCCUCCGUGCACUCAGGUUAUUGCAUGACCUGCAGAUUGGAGAGAAGAAGCUACUUGUUAAAGUUGAUGCAAAGACAAAGGCACAGCUGGAUGAAUGGAAAGCAAAGAAGAAAGCUUCUAAUGGGAAUGCCAGGCCAGAAACUGUCGCUAAUGAUGACGAAGAAGCCUUAGAUGAAGAAACAAAGAGAAGAGAUCAGAUGAUCAAAGGGGCCAUUGAAGUUUUAAUACGUGAAUACUCCAGCGAGCUCAAUGCCCCUUCACAAGAAUCAGACUCUCACCCCAGGAAGAAGAAGAAGGAGAAGAAGGAGGACAUUUUCCGCAGAUUUCCAGUGGCCCCAUUGAUCCCUUAUCCACUCAUCACUAAGGAGGAUAUAAAUGCUAUAGAAAUGGAAGAAGACAAAAGAGACCUGAUAUCCCGAGAGAUCAGCAAAUUCAGAGACACGCACAAGAAACUGGAAGAAGAGAAAGGCAAAAAGGAAAAAGAAAGACAGGAAAUUGAGAAAGAACGGAGAGAAAGAGAGAGGGAGCGUGAAAGGGAACGAGAAAGGCGAGAACGGGAACGAGAAAGGGAAAGAGAACGUGAACGAGAAAAGGAGAAGGAACGGGAGCGGGAACGAGAACGGGAUAGGGAUCGUGACCGGACAAAAGAGAGAGAUCGAGACCGGGAUCGAGAGAGAGAUCGGGACCGCGAUCGAGAAAGGAGCUCAGAUCGGAAUAAGGAUCGGAGCCGAUCAAGAGAAAAGAGUAGAGAUCGUGAAAGGGAACGGGAGCGAGAAAGAGAGAGAGAGAGAGAACGGGAACGAGAAAGAGAACGGGAGCGAGAGAGAGAGCGAGAAAGGGAACGGGAGCGAGAGAGAGAAAAAGACAAGAAGCGGGACCGAGAAGAGGAUGAAGAAGAUGCAUAUGAACGAAGAAAACUUGAAAGGAAACUCCGAGAGAAAGAAGCUGCUUAUCAAGAGCGCCUUAAGAAUUGGGAAAUCAGAGAACGGAAGAAAACCCGGGAGUAUGAGAAAGAGGCUGAAAGAGAAGAAGAAAGAAGAAGAGAAAUGGCAAAAGAAGCCAAACGAUUAAAAGAAUUCUUAGAAGAUUAUGAUGAUGAUAGAGAUGAUCCCAAAUAUUACAGAGGAAGUGCUCUUCAGAAGAGGUUGCGUGAUAGGGAAAAGGAAAUGGAAGCGGAUGAACGGGAUAGGAAAAGAGAGAAGGAAGAGCUAGAGGAGAUCAGGCAGCGCCUUCUGGCAGAAGGGCACCCGGAUCCAGACGCAGAACUCCAGAGGAUGGAACAAGAGGCUGAGAGGCGCAGACAACCACAAAUAAAGCAAGAACCAGAAUCGGAGGAAGAGGAAGAAGAAAAGCAAGAAAAGGAAGAAAAACGAGAGGAACCCAUCGAAGAGGAGGAAGAGCCAGAGCAAAAGCCCUGCCUCAAACCAACUCUGAGGCCCAUUAGUUCUGCCCCAUCUGUUUCCUCUGCCAGUGGCAAUGCAACCCCCAACACUCCUGGGGAUGAGUCUCCCUGUGGUAUUAUUAUUCCUCACGAAAAUUCGCCAGAUCAACAACAACCUGAAGAGCAUAGGCCAAAAAUAGGACUAAGUCUUAAACUAGGUGCUUCCAAUAGUCCUGGUCAACCUAAUUCUGUGAAGAGAAAGAAACUCCCCGUAGAUAGUGUCUUUAACAAAUUUGAGGAUGAAGACAGUGAUGAUGUGCCCCGAAAAAGGAAACUGGUUCCCUUGGAUUAUGGUGAAGAUGAUAAAAACGCUGCCAAAGGCACUGUAAACACUGAAGAAAAGCGCAAACACAUUAAGAGUCUCAUUGAGAAAAUCCCUACAGCCAAACCUGAGCUCUUUGCUUAUCCUCUGGAUUGGUCUAUUGUGGAUUCUAUAUUGAUGGAACGGCGAAUUAGACCAUGGAUUAAUAAGAAAAUCAUAGAAUACAUAGGUGAAGAAGAAGCUACAUUAGUUGAUUUUGUUUGUUCUAAGGUUAUGGCUCAUAGUUCACCUCAGAGCAUUUUAGAUGAUGUUGCCAUGGUACUUGAUGAAGAAGCAGAAGUUUUUAUAGUCAAAAUGUGGAGAUUAUUGAUAUAUGAAACAGAAGCCAAGAAAAUUGGUCUUGUGAAGUAAAACUCUUUUUACAUUUAGAGUUCCAUUUCAGAUUUCUUCUUCUUUCCCAUCCUUCAAAGGACUUUGAAAUUUUCUUUGUCUUCAAAGACAUUUGUGAGAUCUGUAAUUUUUUUUUUAAUGUAGAAAAUGUGAAUUUUUUUGUCCUCUAAUUUGUUGAUGCUCUGUGUACUCCCUUGGUUGUAAAGACAACUGAAUCCUACCUUGGUUCUGUUUAUACUCACCAGGUACAAAUUACUGGUAUGUUUUAUAAGCCGCAGCUACUGUACACAGCCUAUCUGAUAUAAUCUUGUUCUGCUGAUUUGUUCCUUGUAAAUAUUAAAAUGACUCCCCAAUUCUUUUGCAGAAUUGCACUUAA
This is a messenger RNA of Diceros bicornis minor, 3157 nucleotides long. It is a transcript of the gene RBM25, whose product is annotated as RNA binding motif protein 25. The record is from RefSeq and is a predicted model, not a curated record. Gene Ontology annotation, cellular component: spliceosomal complex. The coding region runs from base 214 to 2802 and encodes 862 amino acids. NCBI's taxonomy places the organism in Eukaryota, Metazoa, Chordata, Mammalia, Perissodactyla, Rhinocerotidae. The transcript has 20 exons. Gene Ontology annotation, biological process: regulation of alternative mRNA splicing, via spliceosome; mRNA processing. Gene Ontology annotation, molecular function: mRNA binding.